AGCGAGGUGCUCCAGGGCCCUGAGAACUCCCGCUUCAUUAUGUCACUUGCCCACCUCGAUGCGUGAUGUUUGUGUUGCUCUACUCUUAGCUGUGGGAAUCAGUGGUGUUCAUUUCAGAGCUGACAUUGAUGGUAGUUGUUUAUUUCAAUUCUCUGCUAAUACAUAUCACUUCACUCUUCGGACGACCAGAGAGAUUGAGUGAGUAAGAACACGGAGAUAUUAUCUGCCGACAGUGACCGAAACCCACAUCAGCCUGCUGCACAAGACCAGGACAUCACGCCCCGGACCUGGUCUCACUGUAGACCUCUGUUCGAGUCACUUGUGCGAGGACAGAACCAAGACGGCGCACGGGACGUUGGCGUCAGAAUGGCGCUUGGGUGGGUGAGCGAGUGAGGAAACAUGGCUGUCAUGGGGAGUCGUAAGAAGAGCACAGUAGUGCCGCCUUGUUACAGUCAGCUGGGCGUUAUCGCUGAGGACCCAGAUGACGUCACACUGAGACGGAAGCACUUCCGAUAUGACGUCAUCCCGGAAACCCACGAACCCUCGGAUCUGGUUCAGGUGGUUGAGACUGCCAACAGACUAAACCUGAGGACGCAGCGGGCGAGUAUCACUGCCUGGAAGGCUCAGUACGGUGGCCCACCCAGGCUUCCGGAAUUACACGAAGAGGCAGAUGGCGGAGAAGAUGCGAAGUUGACCACAGAGAGGAAGAGGAAGAUCAACCAGGCGCUGGACUGGAUCCGAACGGAACUGCUGGAACUGAGACGCCAGGACCAGUCCCUCGCCAGACAGCUGCUAGGAAUCCGUCGCGACAUAUCCCACCUGCGUUUGUCCAGAAGCUGUGAGGAGCACGAAGACAUGUUAGAAGAUGCACAGAUUGGUAUGGAGGAGUUUCACGAACUGUCGCGAGUUUUAGACAUACCGUAUGAGGGACCCACGUCCCCAGGUCCACUGAAACAGUUGGGCGUGACCAAAAUGAACAUAAGCAUCCGUCGUUUCUCCACCUGCUGAUGAGGCAAGACUGUGGAAAAAAUUGUAAGGUUGUUUUUAAGGCUCAAUUUGAACCUCAUGGGUUCCUAGUGUUGGUGUCUUGUUCAGAUGCACUCCUCAACACCGCCAUGUUGGUGAAUCCGUGUAUACAGACAUUGGCAAGGUAUUGGCCAAUGUGUUGUCAGAUGGCUGUGAUAAUCUACUUACAUUACCGUGGUCGCACGAUGAUUUGGGGAUAUAUGUAAACACGAUCGUAUCUGAGUUGGUGUCUUGACUUACACAAGAGGAUAUGGUCAUCGAUGGUAUGUCUUGCAGACAGAAGUGCCCGUUUAACGUUAUAUACUUGUUCAAUCGACCUUGUGAUCAUCAAUUCUGGCAGUGUUGACCGAGAGCAAGCGACCGAAUGCAAUGGAUUGUGUUCAUUUGGUGCAAGCGAUCGACUGCAAUGAAUUGUGUUCAUUUAGUGCAAGUGACCCACUGCAAGCGGUUGUGUGCAUUUCGUGCAAGUGUAACACUGUGAUAGGCUAUGUUCACUAAGAGCACUUGACGAACACUCGUAUAGAUUCAGGACGACUCUGUGACUAAUGGAUGGUGUUCAACAUGCAAUCAUCAGUUGUUUUAGCUGUUUGUGUAAAACAAAUAGGGUCAUGUGACUCCCAGUAAUACGUUUGCCUUUGACAAGGGCAAUAGGCCAACUGAGAAAAUAUUCCAUUCACAAAAGGGAAAAUAGUAGUGGUGUGACGAUUCAUCGAUACAUCGAUCCAUGGGCCACCGAUACAGUGAAUCGAUACAAACUUUUACAUUUUCGUAUAUCCCGAUACGAUACUUUAAAUGGGCCUACGAUACAUCGAUGUUUAACUUUGGAUAUUGCCGAAUCGCAAUAUCUGUCAAGAAAAAAAACUUACUUUUGUUUAAAGAUUGAAAUAUAUGCUUACUUAUUUUCCCUUCAUAAGUAAACGUUUUCUCGGAAAUUCUUGAGUCAAGAACUGUGACAGACAUAGCGCUCGCAUGUUAUUAACAUUCACAAUGUCCGUGUAUAAACUUAACUUUGACGAAAUACUUUAAAAUGGUUUUGUUUUGAUAUUAAGGUGUUUUAUAGUUGGUGUUGGAAUUAAUGAUUUUAGUAUCGUGAUACGUAUCGUUUUGCGACCCUUAUAUCGGUAUUCGUAUCGUAUCGCAGCUUCACCACACAAUACGUUGGCAAUAUAUCGUCGUGACGAACAUUUUAGUAUCGUGAUGUAUCGUAUCGCAGGUUAUAUGCCAAUACCAGCACUAGAAAUAGUCAUUGUCGCCAAGUUUCAGACAAAGUGGAUGGUAAUCUGCUAUGUAUAACCUAUUGAAACGAAUGAAUGGAUAUCCAGCAUA
Messenger RNA from Haliotis rubra (blacklip abalone), 2352 nucleotides. RefSeq names its product protein FAM167B-like. Bases 400 to 1008 code for a protein of 202 amino acids. Lineage: Eukaryota; Metazoa; Mollusca; Gastropoda; Lepetellida; Haliotidae. The transcript has 4 exons. The record is from RefSeq and is a predicted model, not a curated record.